This is a messenger RNA of Oryzias latipes (Japanese medaka), 2784 nucleotides long. RefSeq names its product pleckstrin homology domain containing, family G (with RhoGef domain) member 7 (gene plekhg7). The record is from RefSeq and is a predicted model, not a curated record. Gene Ontology annotation, biological process: Rho protein signal transduction. NCBI's taxonomy places the organism in Eukaryota, Metazoa, Chordata, Actinopteri, Beloniformes, Adrianichthyidae. Gene Ontology annotation, molecular function: guanyl-nucleotide exchange factor activity.
ACCGUGUAAUUCGGUGUAACCUCAGGGCUCCUGGGAGCGUGUGACGUGCGUCGUGACCGGGAAAGGGCGGAGGGAGGCGGGGGCACCGGCUCCGCUGCCCCCGACCAGGCACUGACCUGCACCUAUCCGUGUCCUCUCCUCGCGCGUGGAAAGCUCGCGCCUUCCGAACUCUCCGUGGAGUUUUCGCCUCGAGUCUUCUAGCUUUGGCCGCAGUCCCAAAACCAAACGCCACCGACGGUCGCGGAGCACCGGUUGUGUGUGUGUCUGCAAUCAGAUCGAUUCCCAGCCCUCCUCCAUUCUGUCUGAGGACGGACACGUUUUCCCACAGAAACCUGAGAAAUCAAUGGUGUGAAAAUGGAUUAUUAACCUGAUACACUGUAAGAUUAGAUGUUCACCUGAUCUGCGGCCGUCACAAUAAUGCCUUUGGGGUUACCAUGUCUACGCUGAACCACGUUAUUCUGCAGGAUAAAGGGCAGAACAAUGAGAAGAAGCUGGACUGGAGUUACAUUGAAUGGAUUGAAAAUGAGGUGGUCAUGACUGGGGUGGCGGAGGCCCAGACGCAGACAGACUCGCAGCCCCUCGAGCACAAGGGGAGUCAGACCACCAAUCCUGUCAUAAUGCACAUCGAUCUAAAACGGAUGCAGUCCAAGCUGAGGCACUGCUCCCCCGUGGACGCCGACCCCUUGGUGACACCUCUGUCGCAGUUUGACCGCCAGGCUCCUGGCCGCAUCUCCACGUCUCCCACCUUGAGGAGGAUGAGGAGCGUGCGGGGUCCCCUGCUGGAUUUACGGGAUUCCUCCGGCACUCAGGAGAAGCCAACGCCCCCGAGUCCAGCUCCCUCCCCAAACCCCCCAAACCCUGUGCUCAAACUCAAGUCUCCUACUGCCACAAACCCCCCAUGUGAUGGAGAGCUGUGUCCCGAUCAUCCUCUAGCUUCAUUCCCUGGAAAGCACAAAGGCCUAUCGCAGCGGUCAAAGACUGUUGGAAGCAUUAUCAUUUCUACAAAGGAACGUCACAAUUCUCAUCCUUCUCCAAUUAUCGAGUCUGAAUCGGCGGACGAUGAACUGCAGCAGGACAAGGAGCCUGUUCACAGAAGGCUCCAUGAGAGGAGGCGGAGCUCCGUGGUGGUCAGCUUGCCUGGACUGGAUGUUUCCCCUGGAGAUCUUUUUGUCUCAAACGGAGCGGUGGACAUCAUCAACGGUUCAAAUUUGUCAGACACUAAGAAGACAAAGUGGCCCUUUUUAAGGCGUAACACGACUAAAGGGAAGUUGCAGAUCGGCACAGGGGCAGAUGUUGAAAAAUACCUUUCUACUGCUCAAAUUCAAGAUUGUGGAAAUGCCGAUCUUCAGAAACUUAAGGACUUCUCCCUGGCCCAGUUCCUGCAGGACCAGUCGUCCCAGAUGAGCCCCGACUCCCACGUCCGCAAGAGACAAGAGGCCAUUUGGGAACUCUUCACCAGCGAGUGCGUUUAUUUUCUGGAUCAGCUGAUGGUCCUCAAUGAGGUGUUUUUAGUCACGCUCAGCAACCUGCAGCUGAGGAACUGUCUGACCGAUGUCAACGUAUGGAGCCUGUUUGCAAAUGUCAACGAGCUUUGCCUGGUGAGCUCCAGUUUUCUGAGGAACCUCUUAAACGUCAUCAAGGACACGCUGGAGAUCACCGAGAGUGGUGGGCCUACCCUGCUGGAGCUGCUGAGCAAGGCCUUCAAAGAGAGCAUAUGCAACAGCCUGCAGAAGUACUGCCUCAACUACUCCUCAGCUCUGCUUUAUCUGGACAGCCUGAAGCUCAGAGAGGACUUUGGCUCAUACCUAAAGUGGUGUGAGAGGAAGGAGCAGUGCAGAAGACUGCAGCUGCGGGACCUGCUGGUGGCGCCACUGCAGAGGCUCACUCGAUACUCUCUGCUGUUGAGGAACGUUGCAAAGAGAUGUCAGGAGGAAGAGGAGAGAAGAGGCAUGCAGGUUAUAGCAGAGCAGGUGGACACAUCCAUAUGUGACUUGGAAGGAAAGGUGAAAUGGCUGCAUAACUUCCAGAAGGUGAAACUCCUCAGAGACGCCCUGGUGUGGACGCCUGUGUGGGAAAGAGACAAGCGUGCCUUCAUCCCAGAGACGCUGAAGCAUCUCCUGAAAACCGUCACUGCUGACAACCUCAUUUCCCACAGAAGUCUGCUUCACGAAGGGAAACUGGUGCUCACAGAGAACACAAAGCUGAUCGAUGCGUAUCUGUUCCUGUUCGAUGAAUUCCUGUUGAUCACAAAGAUAAAGAAAAACAAGAAGCGGUCCCUCACUUCAGACCAGAACCCUCUGAGGGUUCAGCAGCAGAACCUGGAACUGGACCAGCUGCUGAAAGAGGGCUCCACGUUCACUGUUCUGGACCAGCCCAUCUCCCUGGACCGACUCCAGCUCAAGAACAUUGAUCAGUUGAAUGCCUCCACAUCUGGGCUGCCUCAUUCUUUCAUAAUAAUGCACCACAACCGCUACCAGCAAUGCAUCGGAGCAUUUAUCCUACAAGCUGCAUCUGAGUCUGCAAAGAGAGAGUGGAUCUCAAAGAUAGAGGGCGCUGUGACGGAGCAGCUGAAGCUGGACUCCGAGCAUCCGAGAGUCCAGAGCUCCUCCUCCUGGCUGGAGUCCUCACAGAUAUGACCUCUUCAAAAAGCACUAGAAGCCAUCAGAAGCUCCCACUGUCGUCCAAAUGUCUGUACAUGACUGUUCCAGCACUGUUUGUAAAAUGUGUGCCUUCAAGGCUGCUGCUGCUGCUGCACUACAAUAAAGAACCUUAAACCUGUUUAUA